Molecule: messenger RNA, 1081 nt
Organism: Anoplophora glabripennis (Asian longhorned beetle)
Lineage: Eukaryota; Metazoa; Arthropoda; Insecta; Coleoptera; Cerambycidae
Gene: Yeti
Product: craniofacial development protein 1
Exons: 3
Coding region: 201-1046 (281 amino acids)
Source: RefSeq, a predicted model, not a curated record
CUGUGGUUCUGUGAUGCUAAAAUGUGAGAUUGAGGAUAGUAUUGUGCUAUGGGUAUUGUAUUUUAAUCAAUUGAGAAAGAACUAUCGUUCUCAGAAAUUUUUCAAGCGAAAUUUGUGUACAUAAGCAUUUUUCCAAAGUAAUUUUAAUAAUCGAAAUAAAUAUAUGUCACAUAACCUUCAACAUCGUUGAAAUCUGAAGUAUGAAUAUUGAUUUACCUGAUGAUAGUGAUACCAGUGAUGAAGAUUAUGUCCCCAGUACAAAAGAAGAUGUACCAUCAGAAGUUGAUUCAGACGGAGAACCAGAGGAGUCUAUAUCGGAUUCAGAAAAUACUGAGAAAAGGGGCCAGAAAAGGAAGAAAAAGACGUCCAAAGUAAAAAACAAAUUAAAGAAUACCUCUCGACAAUCAGACGCCAGUAAAUCUAAAGAUGAUGAGCAUAAACCAGAAGAAAAAGGUGAUAAAAAGCAAAAUGUAGACGAUAUUUGGGCAGAUUUUAUGAAAGACACUGGUUUCAGGCCAAAGAAUAGUAAAACUGACACUAACUUAGGCAGUUCGAGUACUCGAGUAAAUCAAGCAAAUAACAGUAAAACAAACGAUUCUUCAAGAAACAUAGAGGAAAAACAAUCAAUACAAAAACCUGUCGAGAAAGUGAAGAUCACACAAGUAUUUGAAUUUGCCGGGGAAGAAGUAAAAGUUGAGAAAGAAGUGGCUGCUAAUUCGGCAGAAGCUCGUUUAUUGAACAAGGUACCCGAUACAGACCCCAAGACGAGCAGAGGGAGGAAAGGGGCGGGGCUCAGCGGUAUAAGUGGCGUUUUGAGCCAGCUAGGUAAGAAACCUAAAAUAAGUACUUUGGAGAAAAGUAAGUUGGAUUGGGACAAAUAUAAGAAGGAGGAAAAUAUCGAGGAGGAACUGCAGACGUAUAACAAGGGAAAAGAUGGGUUUCUGGACAGACAGGACUUCCUGCAGAGGGCGGAUCUGAGGAGGUUUGAGAUCGAAAAGGACAUACGUACGGUGGAACGAAAUAAAAGAUUUAACAGUACACUUUAAUGAUUUAACAAAUAUUAUGUUAUUAUAACUCAGUA